Messenger RNA from Westerdykella ornata, 980 nucleotides. RefSeq names its product c-myc binding protein. The transcript is spliced from 2 exons. Gene Ontology annotation, cellular component: prefoldin complex; cytoplasm. Bases 84 to 572 code for a protein of 162 amino acids. NCBI's taxonomy places the organism in Eukaryota, Fungi, Ascomycota, Dothideomycetes, Pleosporales, Sporormiaceae. Gene Ontology annotation, biological process: protein folding; regulation of DNA-templated transcription. The record is from RefSeq and is a predicted model, not a curated record.
UCGUGGGUCCUCGCACCUUUCAACAAGCAACCACACCUCCCACUCUCCUAAAUGAUAACAUCAGCUCACCAAUCUCUGCAAUAAUGGCCGCCAAAGCACCCCAAGGGAACCAAAUCGACCUCUCCACUCUCCCCCUGCCCCAACUCCAAGACCUCAAAACCCAACUCGACCGCGAACUCGAACACCUCACCACCUCGUUCCAAUCCCUACGCACCGCGCAAUCCAAAUUCCGCGACUGCCUUACCUCCCUCUCGACCGGAGUCACGCCCGCCUCUCUCGAGAAGCCGCUCCUCGUGCCCCUCACGUCGUCCCUGUACGUCCCCGGCCGGCUCACCGACGCGGAGAACGUGCUCAUUGAUAUCGGCACGGGAUUCUUCGUGGAGAAGAAUACGAAGGACGCGAAGGAUUUCUAUGAGAGGAAAGUCAAGGAUUUGCAGGGGAGUUUGAAGGAGUUGGAGCUGGUGAUUAAUGGGAAGGCGGGGAAUGUGAGGAUGGUGGAAGAGGUCAUUAGGGUGAGGGUGUUGAGUGCGCAGGGUGAGGGGCAGGAGGGGAAGGGAAAGAAGGCGGGAUAAGAAGUUGAAUGGCACUGAAGAUGCUCUUGAGAGUGCUCUGCUUUGCAGGUUGCCGAAGCUCGAGAGGUGUGAGUGAGAUAUUGUGGUUUCAGGGUCUCAUGGAGCGAGCAUGCCACCGUAACAAGGACACAUCACCACGAUGGCAAUAUGAGGCACAGCAAAAGACCAUGACAAGCUACACGGAUGCAAUAGCUUUCGAGCUGGGACACAAUAAGAGGUUGGGACUUGCGCAUCCAGGGUUCUCCUUCAAUUGCACGCAGAGAGCACAUGUUUGAUCGUAUAUUUCAAUUCUCUAGCUAUGGAUGCCAUUUCUCCUUCAAGCAGCACAUGACGUCCGAGAUCUCAUGACAUCUGCCCUGUCCCAAGCUAGAGAAUCGUUGGGAAAUAAAACCCUGCCGUCAUCCCUUG